UGCAGUGACCACUGUCCCAACCCCCACGCUGACCCCCUCCCCGACCCCAGCCCCGGCCGCGGUCCCGGACGUGUUCUGGGCCAGCCUGCUCCGUGCCCAGCUGUGUGUCCAGGAGCUCCAGGGGGCCAUCGAGGGACAGACGGACACUGGGCACCACCAUGGGCACCAGCACCAGCAUGGGGCUGGGAGCGUCUCCCAGGAGCUCCAAGGCCCAGGAUCCACGUUUGAGGAGAUCUUCCAGGUGUGCAUGGAUGAGUCCAUCCCACCCAAAUCCAUGGCCAAGGAUGAGAACAUCUCGCCCAAAUCCGUGGCUGCGUUGGAGAACAUCUUCCAGGUGUCCACAGAUGGUUCCAUCCCACCCAAAUCCAUGACCAUGGAUGGGAGCGCCUCCCAGGAGCUCCAAAGCCAUGGAUCCACGUCUGAGGAGCUCUUCCAGGUGUGCAUGGAUGAGUCCAUCCCACCCAAAUCCAUGGCUGAGGAUGAGAAUGUUCUCCAGGUGUCUGUAGAUGGUUCCACCCCACCCAAAUCCAUGUCCACGUUAGAGAGCAUCUUCCAGGUGUCCACAGAUGGUUCCAAAUCCAUGACCGUGGGUGGGAGCGUCUCCCAGGAGCUCCAAGGCCCUGGAUCCACGUCUGAGGAGAUCUUCCAGGCGUCCACAGAUGGUUCCAUCCCAUCCAAGUCCAUGCCCAUGGAUGAGAACAUCUUCCAGGUGUCUGCAGAGGGAUCCAUCCCACCCAAAUCCACGGCCAUGGAUGGGAACAUCCCACCCAAAUCCAUGAACAUGGAUGGGAGCAUUUUCCAGGAGCUCCAAGGCCAUGGAUCCAUGCUUGAGGAGCUCUUCCGGGUGUCCAUGGGUGUGGACAUCCCACCCAAACCCAUGGGUGUGGACAUCCCACCCAAACCCAUGGCCAAGGAUGAGAAUGUUCUCCAGGUGUCUACAGAUGGUUCCAUCCCACCCAAAUCCAUGACCGUGGAUGGGAGCAUCUCCCAGGAGCUCCGAGGCCAUGGAUCCACGUUUGAGGACAUCCUCAGCAUGUCCAUGGGUGUGGACUUCCCACCCAAAUCCAUGCCCAUGGAUGAGGACGUCAUUUCCACGGUGCCUACAGACGGUUCCAUCCCACCCAAAUCCAUGACCGUGGGUGGGAGCAUCUCCCAGGAGCUCCAAAGCCGUGGAUCCACGUUUGAGGAGAUCCUCCAGGCGUCCAUGGAUGAGUCCAUCCCACCCCAGGCCGUUCCCGUGGACCAAAGCUUCGAGUUCCUCUUCGGGAGCAUCACGUCCAUGGCUGGGGACACCUCCCGUGGCCAGGUGACAACGGACGGGGCCACCCCAGCCAGUCUGGUGGCCACGGAUGGGACCGACCCGUCCGAGUGCUGGGACAGGAACGUCUCACCCAACGUCACCAGCGUGGGUGGGGACAUCUCCCACACGUCCGUGGGUGGGGACAUCGCAUCCCAGACCGUGACCAGGGAUGGAGACACCUCACCCAAAUUCGUCACCACACACGGGACCUUCUCUGCAGAGCACCUGGCCAUGGGUUUGGCCAUCUUGUCCCAGAACAUGGCCUUGGACGUGGCCAGCUUGUCCAAGACUGUGACCACGGGAGGUCCCAUCUCCCCCAGACCCAUGACCACGGGAGGUCCCAUCUCCCCCAGACCCAUGACCACGGGAGGUCCCAUCUCCCCCAGACUCAUGACCAUGGGUGGUCCCAUCUCCCCCAAGCCCCAAGCCCCCAAACUCAGCCAGGAGGAAGAGGAAGGUGACGACGAUGAUGACGACCACCACGCCAACGAUGACCGUGAUGACCACAAUGACCAUGAUGACCACAAUGACCACCAUAACCUAGUUGACCACCAUGACCUCAAUGACCACCAUGACCUCGAUGACCACAAUGACCUCGAUGAUCACCAUGAUGACAACAAUGACUUCAAGGACCACCAUGACCUCGAUGACCAUGAUGACCACCAUGACCUCAAUGACCACAAUGACCAUGAUGACCACCAUGACCUCAAUGACCACAAUGACCAUGAUGACCACCAUGACCUCAAUGACCACAAUGACCAUGAUGACCACCAUGACCUCAAUGACCACAAUGACCAUGAUGACCACCAUGACCUCAAUGACCACAAUGACCAUGAUGACCACCAUGACCUCAAUGACCACAAUGACCAUGAUGACCACCAUGACCUCAAUGACCACCAUGACCAUGAUGACCACCAUGACCAUGAUGACUACAAUGACCUAGAUGACCACCAUGACCUCAAUGACCACCAUGACCAAACCCAUGGCCAAGGAUGA
This is a messenger RNA of Pyrgilauda ruficollis (rufous-necked snowfinch), 2296 nucleotides long. RefSeq lists its product as uncharacterized. The record is from RefSeq and is a predicted model, not a curated record. Lineage: Eukaryota; Metazoa; Chordata; Aves; Passeriformes; Passeridae. The transcript has 2 exons. The coding region runs from base 248 to 2296 and encodes 682 amino acids.